AUGCCUGAGGCCGAACAAACUCUCGACGGCGAAUACGAAUUGCUCGAAAAUCAUACUUUCGGACCAGUCAAUUAUAAGAGAUAUAUGUCAUGGAAGAAAGGAAGUGGCAAGAUAACUUUGGGUAUAAGAAUACUCAAAGCAAAUUCAGACGAAGUGAAUUGGAGUAUUGAUCCAGGAUGGAGUGUAAAGGUGGAAGAUGUGAACUUUAAAUUGGUGAGGACCAUUACCUGA
This is a messenger RNA of Botrytis sinoallii, 231 nucleotides long. RefSeq lists its product as uncharacterized. NCBI's taxonomy places the organism in Eukaryota, Fungi, Ascomycota, Leotiomycetes, Helotiales, Sclerotiniaceae. The transcript has 2 exons. The coding region runs from base 1 to 231 and encodes 76 amino acids. The record is from RefSeq and is a predicted model, not a curated record.